GCCUGGGCGGAUCGUUGGGGGAGCGGCCGGCGGUGCCGCGACCGAGCCGGUGCAUAGCGGUGCAGCCACCUUCUCCACCGCCGCCAUGGGGGCCCAGCUGAGCACGCUGAGUGCUAUAUGGAUACAGCUCCGCUGCCGUCUGUAGCAGAGGAAUUGCCGGAAUGGUCAAGGCUGUGAAAAGUCACCAAGGGCCUGGUUAGCCAGCUGGGCAUGGCGUCUCAGGGAAGAUUUGACCUUUGAGUUGUGCUCUGAAGGAUGCAUAGCAGUCUGCUGGUUGGAUGUGUCCAGAAGCAAGGCAUUUGGGGAGAAAGAAAACCACAAAGGCUGAAGUCAGUUGAGUCGGGUGGUCCUCUCCCCAGUCUGGUUCCUCUACAGCCUGUUCAUGAAGCUGUUCCAGCGUUCCUUACCAGCCAUCACCCUUGAGAAUCCAGACAUCAAGUACCCACUACGGCUCAUCGACAAGGAGGUCAUCAGCCAUGACACACGGCGCUUCCGCUUUGCCCUGCCUUCGCCCCAGCACAUCCUGGGCCUCCCCAUUGGCCAGCACAUCUACCUCUCGACUCGAAUCGAUGGGAACCUGGUCAUUCGGCCCUACACCCCUGUCUCUAGUGAUGACGACAAGGGUUUUGUGGACUUGGUUGUCAAGGUUUAUUUCAAGGACACCCAUCCCAAGUUUCCAGCUGGAGGGAAGAUGUCCCAGUAUCUGGAAAACAUGAAGAUUGGAGACACCAUUGAGUUCCGGGGUCCCAACGGGCUGCUGGUCUACCAGGGCAAAGGCAAGUUCGCCAUUCGUGCUGACAAGAAGUCCAACCCUGUUGUCAGAACAGUGAAGUCUGUGGGCAUGAUCGCAGGAGGGACAGGCAUCACCCCGAUGCUCCAGGUGAUCCGCGCCAUCAUGAAGGACCCAGAUGACCACACUGUGUGCUACUUGCUCUUCGCCAACCAGUCCGAGAAGGACAUCCUGCUGCGGCCUGAGCUGGAGGAACUGAGGAACGAACAUUCCACCCGCUUCAAGCUCUGGUACACGGUGGACAAAGCCCCGGAAGUCUGGGACUACAGCCAGGGCUUCGUGAACGAGGAGAUGAUCAGGGACCACCUUCCACCCCCCAGGGAGGAGCCACUGAUACUGAUGUGUGGACCCCCGCCCAUGAUCCAGUUCGCCUGCUUGCCCAACCUGGAGAGUGUGGGCCACCCCAAGGAGCGCUGCUUCACCUUCUGAUGGCCAGUCCUGGCCACUCCUGCCCGCUGCCCAUGCGCUCAAAUCGCCUGCCCCCCCCUUUCCUCUCUGCCAGUCUCCCUCACCUCUACCAUCUGCCCACAUCUGCACUGGGGCCUGGGUCCAGCCUGGCCUGCCCGGCCCUGGUCACACAGGCACACUGGCCCCUGAGGGGCUCCUCUGGGAACAGGGCUCUGUGCCAUGUGGCCCCUGGCCACCUUCUACAUAAGCGCCUGUCUGGCACUAACUAGCCAUUACCAGAGAUACCCCACAACCACCCGUUAUACACACACACACACACACACACAUACAGAGCUGCCUGUACCAUGCCUACCCCCCCACCCCCAUCAUGGACCACAGUCAACAGAAAGGGAGGGCUAAUGGUCACUAUCCUGGGACCCCUGCCUGUCACCGCAACCACCUGCCUUAGGCCAUGGCCUGCCCUCGGCUCCUGACACAUUAGAUAAUGGCACCCAAAGGUUCUCUUGGGGGGCAUGUCUGGAAGUGACAGACCACCCCCACUUCUGGCCAAGGGCCCCUGGGGCAGCACAUGGGCCCUUCCGAGACCCCGUAUCUCCCCCAAUAGCCUUGGGCGCACUCCAAGUUAGCCCAGCAGUGACCCUUGGGGUCCUGGCUUGGACGGGUCCUGCCUACAGAACCACAUCACUACUUUUGUUUAUUCCUCCAUCCCAAACCUCCCUCUUGCCUGGUCCCCAGCUGGGGGAGGUCCAAACAGUGCCUCCUGUCCGAGAGACAGACCUGGGGGCUGUGCGCUGCCUUGCGUGUCGGCCUCCUGCAGACCGGCUUUUUCAGUCAUUUACAAGCAGAAAAGAGUUGAAGUAAAACUUUGCU
Molecule: messenger RNA, 2068 nt
Organism: Nannospalax galili (Upper Galilee mountains blind mole rat)
Lineage: Eukaryota; Metazoa; Chordata; Mammalia; Rodentia; Spalacidae
Product: NADH-cytochrome b5 reductase 3
Exons: 10
Coding region: 383-1219 (278 amino acids)
Cellular component (GO): mitochondrion
Molecular function (GO): FAD binding; oxidoreductase activity
Source: RefSeq, a predicted model, not a curated record